AUGGCCUUACUCAUCCGUAGACGUCAAAGACAUGCAAGGCAAAGAAGAAGGUGGUGGGUCAAACCCUGGAUUGAGAGACGUGUGCUGUUUGGACAGUAUGAUAGUCUGAUGACGGAGUUGCAGAGAGAAUGUCAGGGUGACUUCCUGAACUACAUGAGGAUGCCACCAGAAACGUUCCUGGAACUGUUGCAGCGCAUCACUCCGAGGAUAGAGAAGUCCUAUUGCUACCGGCAGCCACUGGAUCCUGGGCUCAAACUGGCCAUCACCUUGAGAUAUCUUGCGACCGGCAACAGCUACAAAACCCUGCAGCAGUAUGCCUUCCGUGUUGCCCAUAAUACCAUCUCUCUGUUAAUACCAGAGGUGUGCCAUGCCAUCAUCAGUGAAUACCAAGAUGAAGUAUUUUCCUGUCCAACUACCCCAGAUGAAUGGAGAGAAGUGGCACGGACUUACGCUGACAGAUGGAACUUUCAUCAUGUCUGCGGAGCCUUGGACGGAAAACACGUGGCCAUCAGAAAUCCACCAGGCUCUGGUACGAUCUACUACAACUACAAGGGUUUCUACAGCCUCAUCCUCUUGGCCCUAGUUGAUGGCAAUUACAAGUUCCUCUGGGCUGACGUUGGUAAUCCCGGUUCAUCAUCGGAUGCCUUCUUCAGGUCUUCAACCACAGCCCGCUGA
Molecule: messenger RNA, 675 nt
Organism: Lytechinus pictus (painted urchin)
Lineage: Eukaryota; Metazoa; Echinodermata; Echinoidea; Temnopleuroida; Toxopneustidae
Product: putative nuclease HARBI1
Exons: 1
Coding region: 1-675 (224 amino acids)
Source: RefSeq, a predicted model, not a curated record